GGCAGGCAGACGGACUGCUAGCCCCGCGAGGGCGCGCGGACUGCCGGGCGGAGGUGGCGGACAAGGAGGAGGAGACGAAGGAGGGGGCUGGGCAGGGGCUGGGCAGGGGCUGGGGCCCUGGCGGGGGAGACAUGCGAUUGGUGACCGAGCGGAGCGGACGGACAGCGCGCCCGAAAUGCAGGUGAGCAAGAGGAUGCUGGCGGGGGGCGUGAGGAGCAUGCCCAGCCCCCUCCUGGCCUGCUGGCAGCCCAUCCUCCUGCUGGUGCUGGGCUCGGUGCUGUCAGGCUCAGCCACAGGCUGCCCGCCCCGCUGCGAGUGCUCCGCCCAGGACCGCGCAGUGCUCUGCCACCGCAAGCGCUUUGUGGCGGUGCCUGAGGGCAUCCCCACUGAGACCCGCCUGCUGGACCUGGGCAAGAACCGCAUCAAAACGCUCAACCAGGACGAGUUUGCCGGCUUUCCGCACCUGGAGGAGCUGGAGCUCAAUGAGAACAUCGUGAGCGCCGUGGAGCCUGGUGCCUUCAACAACCUCUUCAACCUCCGGACGCUGGGGCUCCGCAGCAACCGCCUGAAGCUCAUCCCCCUGGGCGUCUUCACCGGCCUCAGUAACCUGACCAAGCUGGACAUCAGCGAGAACAAGAUCGUCAUCCUGCUGGACUACAUGUUCCAGGACCUGUACAACCUCAAGUCACUGGAAGUCGGCGACAACGACCUCGUCUACAUCUCCCACCGAGCCUUCAGCGGCCUCAACAGCCUGGAGCAGCUGACGCUGGAGAAAUGCAACCUGACCUCCAUCCCCACUGAGGCGCUGUCCCACCUGCACGGUCUCAUCGUCCUGCGGCUCCGGCACCUCAACAUCAAUGCCAUCCGGGACUAUUCCUUCAAGAGGUUGUACCGGCUCAAGGUCUUGGAGAUCUCUCACUGGCCCUACUUGGACACCAUGACUCCCAACUGUCUCUAUGGCCUCAACCUGACGUCCCUGUCUAUCACGCACUGCAACCUGACUGCUGUGCCCUACCUGGCGGUGCGCCACCUGGUCUAUCUCCGCUUCCUCAACCUCUCCUACAACCCCAUCAACACCAUCGAGGGCUCCAUGUUGCAUGAGCUGCUAAGGCUGCAGGAGAUCCAGCUGGUGGGUGGGCAGCUGGCCGUGGUGGAGCCCUACGCCUUCCGCGGCCUCAACUACCUGCGCGUGCUCAAUGUCUCCGGCAACCAGCUGACCACACUGGAGGAGUCGGCCUUCCACUCGGUGGGCAACCUGGAGACGCUCAUCCUGGACUCCAACCCACUGGCCUGCGACUGCCGGCUCCUGUGGGUGUUCCGGCGCCGCUGGCGGCUCAACUUCAACCGGCAGCAGCCCACGUGUGCCACGCCCGAGUUCGUCCAGGGCAAGGAGUUCAAGGACUUCCCCGACGUGCUCCUGCCCAACUACUUCACCUGCCGCCGCGCCCGCAUCCGGGACCGCAAGGCCCAGCAGGUGUUUGUGGACGAGGGCCACACAGUGCAGUUCGUGUGCCGGGCGGAUGGCGACCCGCCGCCCGCCAUCCUCUGGCUCUCGCCCCGCAAGCACCUGGUCUCGGCCAAGAGCAACGGGCGGCUCACGGUCUUCCCCGAUGGCACGCUGGAGGUGCGCUACGCCCAGGUACAGGACAACGGCACUUACCUGUGCAUCGCGGCCAACGCGGGCGGCAACGAUUCCAUGCCUGCCCACCUGCACGUGCGCAGCUACUCGCCCGACUGGCCCCAUCAGCCCAACAAGACCUUCGCCUUCAUCUCCAACCAGCCGGGCGAGGGAGAGGCCAACAGCACCCGCGCCACCGUGCCUUUCCCCUUCGACAUCAAGACCCUCAUCAUCGCCACCACCAUGGGCUUCAUCUCUUUCCUGGGCGUCGUCCUCUUCUGUCUGGUGCUGCUGUUUCUCUGGAGCCGGGGCAAGGGCAACACCAAGCACAACAUCGAGAUUGAGUACGUGCCCCGCAAGUCGGACGCAGGCAUCAGCUCCGCCGAUGCACCUCGCAAGUUCAAUAUGAAGAUGAUAUGAGGCCGGGCCGGGGGGCGGGCCGGGGGGCGGGGACCCUGGGGCGCGCAGGGCAGGGCAAGGGACCCGGCCGCCGUCCGCUCGCUCUCCAGUCCCUCCCACCUCCUCCCGGCCCCUCCACGCACACUCUUUUUCUCCCUCCCACGCCGUCCCCUGCUGCCCCCGCUGGCCCUCACCGCCUGCCCUCUUUCUACCAGGACCUCAGAAGUCCAGGCCUGGGGACCCCACCUGCACAGGGGCACACGUUGACAGACUGGAGUCGGAAGCUGACACGGCACGGUCAAUAAUUCAAUAAAAAGGUUACGAACUUCCUCUGUAACUUGGGUUUCAGUAAUUACGGAUUUUUAUGAAAACUUGAAAUAAUAAAAAGAGA
Molecule: messenger RNA, 2408 nt
Organism: Lipotes vexillifer (Yangtze River dolphin)
Lineage: Eukaryota; Metazoa; Chordata; Mammalia; Artiodactyla; Lipotidae
Gene: LINGO1
Product: leucine rich repeat and Ig domain containing 1
Exons: 2
Coding region: 176-2038 (620 amino acids)
Cellular component (GO): plasma membrane
Molecular function (GO): protein binding
Source: RefSeq, a predicted model, not a curated record